Coregonus clupeaformis (lake whitefish) is the source of this 1116-nucleotide messenger RNA. RefSeq names its product cerebellin 1 precursor (gene cbln1). The transcript has 3 exons. NCBI's taxonomy places the organism in Eukaryota, Metazoa, Chordata, Actinopteri, Salmoniformes, Salmonidae. Gene Ontology annotation, cellular component: synaptic cleft; glutamatergic synapse. The coding region runs from base 454 to 1023 and encodes 189 amino acids. The record is from RefSeq and is a predicted model, not a curated record. Gene Ontology annotation, molecular function: protein binding.
GAGUGGUCUGCUGAAAACGAGCGGGGCGGGAGCAUUGCGCUUCCGUGCCUUUGUGUUUCAGCUCUAAUAUCACACAUAUCAAUAAUUCAGGGCGCAAGCAGACGGACCCCCGCGCUAUGUAUUCAACUGCGCUUCAACUCGACAAGGGCCUCGUACCGCUCUCGACUGGUUAUUCGAUUACGGAGUGAGACAAGAAGGCGGGGAGGCUUGAGCUGAAAGGGGGGGAAAAAAUAAGUUAACACGUGGAACGACUGGGUAAAGGGGACUCUCCAUAAUUUAAAAAAGAAACGGGAAAACCAAACCUGUCUUUGACCUUUCCAAGAUUUAGAAAUACACAAGGAUAGCUAUAAUUCAAGAAAGGAAAAGGAGUUUGUCAUUUGGAAAGACUGAAUUUGGCUGAAAAUAAUAAGAAUAGCAGGAUACAGCCACGAAGUGCAGAGUGAAGUUGCCAUAAUGUUGACGGUAUUACUGGGUGCAGUGUGGCUAGUGACUCUAGUGAACGCUCAGAACGAGACGGAACCAAUCGUGCUCGAGGGGAAAUGUCUGGUCGUUUGCGACUCCAACCCAACUUCAGAUCCCACUGGGACUGCUCUCGGGAUAUCGGUGCGCUCCGGGAGCGCCAAAGUGGCUUUUUCAGCCGUGAGAAAUACCAACCACGAGCCCUCGGAGAUGAGUAACCGGACUAUGGUCAUCUACUUUGACCAGAUACUUGUAAACGUUGGUAAGAAUUUCGAUGAGGAGCGGAGCAAUUUCAUCGCCCCGCGCAAAGGGAUUUACAGUUUUAAUUUCCACGUGGUCAAAGUGUAUAAUCGCCAAACGAUCCAGGUGAGCCUGAUGCAUAACGGAUGGCCUGUGAUCUCAGCCUUUGCUGGGGACCAGGAUGUUACUCGUGAGGCUGCCAGUAACGGAGUGCUGAUCCAAAUGGAGAAGGGUGACCGAGCCUACCUCAAACUGGAGAGAGGAAACCUCAUGGGGGGCUGGAAGUACUCCACAUUCUCUGGGUUCCUGGUCUUCCCCAUGUAGAAGACAAGGAGACUGGAGGGACUAAUGCUUCUCAGCUUGGGAGACUAGAGAGAGAGAGAGAGAGAGAGAGAGCGAGAGAGAGAGAGAGAGAGA